AUGCGUUUCUCCACCGUCGUUCUCCUGACGCUUUCCGUCCUGACGACCAUCUCUCCCACCCUCGCCUGCUCGUGCGCCCCCCCGCCGACGUUCCAGAAGGUGUACUGCGACUCGCCCGUGUCCUUCCGGGGCACAGUGCUGGCGCGCACGGACAACUGCCCCGGCCGGUGCGACCAGAUUGCUGACCAGUUUGACGGCGAGAUCGUCUUCAUCGUGCGCGUGGACCGGCACUUCAGUGGCCCGAGUGUCGAGGACGGUAUCGCGUACCUGCGCACCGCUGUCAACGGCGGCCUCUGCGGCAUCGAGCUCACCGUUGGCACGCAGUAUAUGUUCAACUUGAGAAGCCCGCAGAACAGGGAGGGGCAGUGCCCGAGCACGGUGUAUGAUAUUGGGCUCUGCAGCUUUCCCGUCACUUGGAAGUCGCUUUCUAGAGAGUUGAGGAGGUUUGUUGUCAGGGACGCGAGGACGAUGGGCGCGCUUUGCAAGAGUCUUUGAGGAGCGCGUUCCCGGUUUAUAAGUGAGGCUGUCUCAAUGUGGUUGGGGAAUGCCAAAUGCUGAGUGAUGUUGUAGUCCACAGAGAUGGGUCAUGUUGCAAUUAUCUGUUUGAAUCGUCCAGAUGUUAGAUCAGGACAGGCAGCGCCUCCGCUCUGGAGGUCGUUGCCUUGCUGCAUGAUGCAAGUUAGAGCAGUGGUUAGAGUGUACAAAGUUAUCUGUAUCACAUGAUAUUAGCUGAGUUCUUUGGUAGGGUCAGGGAAUGAGGCUGCGAAAUGGCAAGAGUCGGCUGUUUGGUCAUCCGACGUCAGUAAAAGAUUGCUUCAAUUUGAAUUU
Molecule: messenger RNA, 828 nt
Organism: Chondrus crispus (carragheen)
Lineage: Eukaryota; Rhodophyta; Florideophyceae; Gigartinales; Gigartinaceae
Exons: 2
Coding region: 1-495 (164 amino acids)
Biological process (GO): negative regulation of endopeptidase activity; negative regulation of membrane protein ectodomain proteolysis
Cellular component (GO): extracellular matrix
Molecular function (GO): metalloendopeptidase inhibitor activity; protease binding
Source: RefSeq, a predicted model, not a curated record